Messenger RNA from Vigna radiata var. radiata (mung bean), 1111 nucleotides. Its product is annotated as 2,3-dimethylmalate lyase-like. The transcript has 4 exons. Lineage: Eukaryota; Viridiplantae; Streptophyta; Magnoliopsida; Fabales; Fabaceae. Bases 38 to 925 code for a protein of 295 amino acids. The record is from RefSeq and is a predicted model, not a curated record. Gene Ontology annotation, molecular function: catalytic activity.
GCAUGGUGUUGGGUCAGUAGGGAAGUGAAGUGAUAAGAUGGCAAAGGCGAAGGUGCUCAGAGAACUGCUGCAAACCCCCGGCGUUCACCAGGGACCGGCGUGCUUCGACGCUAUCGGCGCAAAGCUCAUUGAAUCCGCCGGUUUCCCCUACUGCAUUACCAGCGGCUUCUCCAUCGCCGCUUCAAGGCUGGCUUUACCCGACACCGGCUUCAUCUCUUACGGCGAAAUGCUCGAUCAGUGCCAACUCAUCGCCCAAGCCGUCUCCAUUCCCAUCAUCGCCGACGCCGACAACGGUUACGGCAACGCCAUGAACCUCAAGAGAACCGUCAAGGGUUUCAUUUCCGCCGGCUUCGCAGGAAUCCUUCUCGAAGAUCAGGUUGCGCCGAAAGCGUGUGGGCACACUCGCGGCAGGAAGGUGUUGCCCAGGGAAGAGGCGGUGAUGAAGAUUAGAGCCGCCGUGGAUGCUCGAGCGGAGAGCGGCUCCGAUAUUGUGAUUGUGGCGCGCACCGAUGCUCGGCAAGCCGUAUCCUUGGAGGAAGCGUUCAUCAGGUGCAAGGCAUUUGCGGAGGCUGGGGCCGAUGUUCUUUUCAUAGACGCACUCGCUUCCGUUGAAGAAAUGAGAGCAUUUUGUCAAGUUUCUCCCCAUGUUCCUAAACUGGCAAAUAUGCUUGAAGGAGGAGGCAAAACGCCUAUACUGAGUCCUAAGGAACUUGAAGAAGUUGGUUAUAAACUUGCUGUUUAUCCACUUUCCUUGAUUGGGGUUUGCAUAAAAGCAAUGCAGGAUGCACUCAUUGCAAUUAAAGGAGGAGGUGUUCCUCCUCCAGGAAGCAUGCCGUCUUUUGAAGAAAUUAAGGACAUUGUAGGUUUCAACACUUACUACAAAGAAGAAGAGCGCUAUGCUUCAAACACCAAUCAAAAGGCUUAAAAAAGGAUGUUUUAGAGACAACAAUCCUUUCUUUACGAAGAAGGGUAUUCUAGUGUCGAUGAUGUGCUUAUUCAAGUGGUAAUUGAAUUAUCAGUCAUGUAUUUGGUGUGUUACUUCUAUUCUUAAAUGUCUAUGGGAUAUGUUCGAGACCAUAAAAAAUAAACAAAACCCUUCUGAUUAGCCGUU